AUGGGGGGAAAGUGGGGGGAAAAGUUCGGAAGAGAACGAUGGAUUUUUGUGGGAGAAGAAGAAGAAAAAGAUUCUUAUAGUGUGGUGACUAGUAGAAGAUCUUCUUGUGAUCCUCCUUGUGAAUCAUGUUGUCUUGAUGAAUUUUCAGCUGGUCGAAGUAGAGCGCUUCGUGAAUUUUCAUUGAUAUCUCUGAUAUCGUGCAUUCCAACGUGUUGCAUCAAUGGAGCCAACGAGUCAGCAGCCAUAUCAAUUUCCUGUUCUCCUAGUGAAUAUGCUUCUUCAAUUUCUCGUCUUGCAGCUCCAACGACACGUGCAUCAGCGUAUCUGAAGCAAUUCCUAAUGAACAUUACUGAUUACUGUAAUUCGGCUGAGCACCUAUUUAUAGCCGGUCGGAGAACUGGUCGAGAUGAAAACGGAAGUCGUACUGACUUUCCUUCUCCAACUGGUCUGUAUGUACCUUCAUAUGCUUCCGAUGACAUUCCAGCAAGUGAAAGUGCUGCUCCACGAGCCAUUAGAAUUGGAUCUCUGAUUGGAAGAUUCCUCCGAUCGGAUCGAUUCGAUGGUCCUCCUCUCAUCCAUUGUUCUUCUUCAUCAGGAUCCACGGGUAAACUGUAG
Molecule: messenger RNA, 615 nt
Organism: Caenorhabditis remanei
Lineage: Eukaryota; Metazoa; Nematoda; Chromadorea; Rhabditida; Rhabditidae
Exons: 2
Coding region: 1-615 (204 amino acids)
Source: RefSeq, a predicted model, not a curated record